Messenger RNA from Amblyraja radiata (thorny skate), 2696 nucleotides. It is a transcript of the gene phex, whose product is annotated as phosphate regulating endopeptidase homolog, X-linked. Gene Ontology annotation, cellular component: plasma membrane. Gene Ontology annotation, biological process: protein processing. Bases 353 to 2605 code for a protein of 750 amino acids. Lineage: Eukaryota; Metazoa; Chordata; Chondrichthyes; Rajiformes; Rajidae. The transcript is spliced from 22 exons. The record is from RefSeq and is a predicted model, not a curated record. Gene Ontology annotation, molecular function: metalloendopeptidase activity.
GUUAUGUUUGGAGGUGGAGCCAGUCUGUAACACUGACAGUUGUGAACACCUCUGUUACUUCAGUUUGAUAAUUGCAAGCUGGGUAAGCAAUUGUUGCUGUGCUUGGCGUGACAGACAUAACCUAAUAUAAUAAAUCUCAGUGCUGUCAUAGUCAGCCGCCAAGUCGGUGGCUGAACUUAAACCAGGAUCUACAGUUUUCCAAGUAGUGUAUAGGAGAGGGAGUGCAGACACUGUUCUUUCUAAGAGUGGACAGGCUGUCUAUAGUACUCCUUAGACAGAAACUUUUGUUCAAACUUUGGAGCACCAGCCUUUCUGUCAAGAGGGAGAGUGAUGUGAAGCACUCCUGGACAUCAUGCAGAUGGAAGUACUAGAGAACGCAAAACCUACAACGGGAAGGUGUCGAAACAAGCGGUUGAAAGUAGCCCUCCUCUUGUCUGUGGCUGUAACUGUGGUUCUCGGGAUCGUACUGGCACUUGCUGGCAAUCGAGUGAUCAGUCUGCACUCUGAGGAGUACUGCUUGACAGCUGAAUGUGCAGAGGCUGCUGUUUUCAUAUUUAACAAAAUCAACUGGUCAGCAGAUCCAUGUGACAACUUCUUCAAUUUUGCUUGUGGAAGGUGGCAGAAGGAGACUCCCAUCCCUGAGGAUUAUUCCAGCUAUGGGACGUAUGCCUGGGUUCAACAGAAUGUCAAAGUCAAGCUAAGAGUACUGUUGGAAAACCCAAUUGAUGCAGAAAACGACAUUGAAGCCAUACAGAAAGCAAAGCAGCUAUAUCAGUCGUGUAUGAAUGAAUCUGCCAUAGAGUUGGACGAUGACACACCAUUGCUUAACUUCCUGAAGCAGCCUCCAUUGCGUUGGCCUGUGCUGGAGGAAAACAAUGGUGCUAACGGAACCUGGAAGGAGAAUGAAUUUGACCUGCUGGAGACUUUAGCUUUUCUCCGAGGGAUAUUCGGAAACAACAUCCUCAUUAGUUUCUUUGUCUCGAUUGAUGAUAAAAAUUCCAACUUUUAUAUCCUGAAGCUGGACCAGGGGUAUCUGUUUCUGCCAACAGUGGAAGAUUACCUAACUAACAGCACAGAGGCAAAAAGCGCUCGCCGCGUUCUGCUGCAGCUGAUGAUAGACGUGGCCAUUCUCCUCGGAGCGAACGCCACCACGGCUCAGGCUGACAUGGAAGCUGUGCUGGAGUUUGAGAUUAAGGUGGCGGAGAUUCUCAUUCCACAGAGCAACAGGACGAAUGAAGCCACUUACAAUAAACUCAGUGUGCUCGACUUGCAACAUGCCGUUCCACAGUUUGACUGGCUCCGUUACAUAUGGAUGGUGAUUGAUGAGGAACUCUACCCUGAGCUCACUCAAAUUAACAUGUCAGAAGAAGUCAUAGUGUACGUCCCGCAAUAUUUCAAGGACUUGUUCAAGCUGUUGGAAACUGUGGAUAACAGAACUGUUGCUAACUAUCUUGUGUGGAGAAUCGUGUACAGGAGGUUGGGCAAUCUCAGCCGGCGAUUCCUUGACAGACAACUGGAAUUAUUAAAGGUGAUCAUGGGGAUGAAAUCACUGCCCCCACGAUGGGACAAAUGUGUGAGGUUUACAGAGUACAUCCUGCCAUAUUCUGUGGGAAGGAUGUUUGUGAAAGCACAUUUUCAGGAGGACAAGAAAAAGCUGACUGAAGAUUUAGUUGCUGGUGUUCGUUGGGCAUUUUUAGACAUAUUGGAUAAGGAAAAUGACUGGAUGGAUGCAGAAACCAAAGAAAAGGCAAAAGAAAAGGCGCAGGCUGUUCUUGCCAAGAUCGGAUAUCCGAAAUUCAUACUCAUCGAUGAGAUUGUUAACGACGUCUGCAGGAAUCUGACUGUUUUGGCCACAGACUACUUUGGGAACGUGCUGAGGUCACUGAACUAUAUCGCCCAGCAUGAUUUUGCAAGCCUACGGUACCCCGUUUCAAAGACAGCAUGGUUCACCAAUCCUACCACAGUAAACGCCUUCUAUGCACCAACAGUCAAUCAGAUCCAAUUUCCUGCAGGAGAGCUUCAAAAGCCGUUUUUUUGGGGAGAGAAAUAUCCUUUGUCCAUCAGCUACGGUGCAAUUGGCGUCAUUGUUGGACACGAGUUCUCGCACGCCUUUGAUGACAGUGGCCGCGAAUAUGAUAAAAAUGGGAACUUGCACCAGUGGUGGAGCAAUGCCUCUAUUUCAAAGUUUAAGGCCGAGGCUGAAUGUGUGGUGAAGCAAUACAGCGACUACUACUGGCCACCGGCGGGACUGAUGGUGAAGGGACAGCAAACGCUGGGAGAGAACAUUGCAGACAACGCUGGCCUCCGCCAGGCCUUUAGGGCCUAUCGGAAAUGGAUAAGGGAGAAGAGAGGAAACAAGGAAGAGGCACUCUUGCCUGGCCUCAAACUGAACCAUAAUCAACUAUUCUUUCUAAGUUAUGCUCACGUCAGAUGCAGUGUACACCGCCCAGCAUCAGCUAGGAAUAACAUUCUGACUGGGUAUCACAGUCCUUCUGAAUUCAGGGUCAUUGGGUCAAUGAGCAACUUUGAAGAGUUCAGCAAGGCUUACAACUGUCCAAGGAUGGCACCAAUGAACCAAGCAGCGAACGCCUGCCGAGUUUGGUAGAGGGCGAUGUAUCAUUUGUCUGGCUAACACGUCCAAGCCUGGAAUGAGGCUGCAUGCGUCCUUGAAAAAAAGACACAAAGUGCUGGAGUAA